CGCUCCCGCUCGGGAGGAAGCUGCUUCACAGUGUGAUGCAAACAUCACCCAGUUACUGCAGGUACCAGAACGAUUCCAUGCAGCUGUCGCAGACCAAAAGAGCCAAGAUGCCACACGGAAGGCCAGAUUCGAUGGGCAGUUUUGAGGAUGACUGCGAGAGGGAUUAUGAGAACAUCGAUCCCAAUCAGCCACCACCCCAGCCUCAGAUGCAGCCCCAGUGGCAAGCAAAGGCAGAGCCAGCUAUCUCCAUCCCGAAGGCAGCAGAGCAGAGAGGCUGUGGGAGAAAGUCCUUGGGCAUCCUCUAUGCCCUGGUGGGGGUGUCUCUGCUGGUGUCGACAGCUGCCUUCUUGCUAAUGCUCCUGAAAUGGAUCCCGUGCUGCCCGCAUGGCUGGGAGGAGUUCCAGAAGAAAUGCUACUUUUUCUCCCUUGAAAAGGAGCCCUGGGAAAUGGCCAGGAACUCGUGCAACAACCACAGUGCAGAGCUAGCUGUCAUCAGCAACCCGUGGGAGCAGGCCUUCCUGACAGUGGGGAUCAAUUCUGUUCAGCACUGGAUCGGCCUGAGCCACAAAGGUGCAGAAGGAAGCUGGAUGUGGGUGGAUGGCUCACCGGUAUCAUACAUAUCUUCAGGGAUCCCCAGUGUUAACACUCAGAAACGCUGCAUCCAUCUCACAGGGGAUGACAGAGGCAACUGGAGCAACGCAGAUUGUGGGAAUCGCUAUAACUUCAUUUGUGAAAGAGCUUGGCCCUUUUGUGUGUAAUUUUCACCUUUGAAAACA
This is a messenger RNA of Gopherus evgoodei (Goodes thornscrub tortoise), 776 nucleotides long. RefSeq names its product C-type lectin domain family 4 member F-like. The coding region runs from base 36 to 758 and encodes 240 amino acids. The transcript has 6 exons. The record is from RefSeq and is a predicted model, not a curated record. NCBI's taxonomy places the organism in Eukaryota, Metazoa, Chordata, Testudines, Testudinidae.